This is a messenger RNA of Frankliniella occidentalis (western flower thrips), 3820 nucleotides long. RefSeq names its product RNA polymerase-associated protein CTR9 homolog (gene Ctr9). The transcript has 16 exons. Bases 135 to 3371 code for a protein of 1078 amino acids. NCBI's taxonomy places the organism in Eukaryota, Metazoa, Arthropoda, Insecta, Thysanoptera, Thripidae. Gene Ontology annotation, molecular function: RNA polymerase II complex binding. The record is from RefSeq and is a predicted model, not a curated record. Gene Ontology annotation, cellular component: Cdc73/Paf1 complex. Gene Ontology annotation, biological process: regulation of DNA-templated transcription.
AUCUCGAAAUCGCGUGAUGUUGAUGUUGGCUUGACUGAGUACACAGCCUAACCUAUACACAGGCAGACGUCGGCGAUGUUUUCGUAAGCUGUGAUCACUAUUCUUUGCAAGUUUUGUGACAUUUAUCCACUGAAAUGUCCGGAUCAAUUGAAAUUCCGCUAAGGGAAACUGACGAAGUUGUAGAAUUAAAAAUUGACCAACUGCCUGAAGCAGAAGUUGUCAUCUCCAUCUUGUGUCAGGAGCACGUCCAACUUCAACUAUGGGUCAACGUUGCGCUUGAGUACUACAAACAGAACAAAUUUGAAGACUUUGUCACAAUCCUAGAACGUUCCACCCAAGAGGCUAAUACCGAAUACAAUGACUAUGAAAGGGAUCAGAUGCGAGCUCUUGAUAUGCUGGCUGCAUACUAUGUGCAGCUGGCUAAUCAAGAGCGUAUCAAAGAGAAAAGGGAUAAGCUGUUUGACAAAGCCAAUUUACUAUACAACACAGCUGAUAAAAUUAUCAUGUAUGACCAGAAUCACAUGUUGGGUAGAGCUUAUUGCCGUUUGCUUGAGGGAGACAAAAUGGAUCAAGCUGAAACACAAUUUAACUUUGUGUUAAAUCAAUCUCCCAAUAACAUCCCCUCAUUACUUGGUAAAGCUUGCAUUGCUUAUAAUAAGAAAGAUUACAGGGCAGCUUUAGCCUUCUAUAAAAAGGCCCUUCGCACCAAUCCCAAUUGCCCAGGUGCUGUACGUCUGGGUAUGGGUCACUGUUUUAUGAAACUGGGCAACCCUGAUAAAGCCAGGUUGGCCUUUGAGCGAGCGCUGCAGUUGGACCCUAAAUGUGUUGGAGCACUGGUGGGUCUUGCUGUUUUGAAAUUGAAUAUUCAAGAGCCUGACAGUAUCAAGGAUGGUGUACAAAUGUUAUCAACAGCUUACCGAAUAGACUCAACAAAUGCUAUGGUUCUAAAUCAUCUUGCCAAUCAUUUCUUUUUCAAGAAGGAUUAUACGAAAGUGCGACAGCUAGCCCUACAUGCUAUUAAUAACACAGAAAAUGAACCAAUGAGGGCUGAAAGCUGCUACCAACUUGCUCGUGCUUUGCAUGUCCAAGGAGAUUACGAUCAAGCUUUCCAAUAUUACUAUCAAGCGACUCAGUUUGCCCCUGCCCAUUUUGUUCUCCCUCACUUUGGUUUGGGGCAAAUGUAUAUAUACAGAGGAGACACAGAAAAUGCAGCACAAUGUUUAGAAAAAGUACUCAAAAUUCAGCCUACAAACUACGAAACUAUGAAAAUUUUGGGUUCACUUUAUGCUAACUCAAGCAGCCAGUCUAAACGUGACAUUGCCAGAAGUCAUCUACGUAAAGUUACAGAACAAUUUCCUGAUGAUGUAGAGGCUUGGAUCGAGAUGGCACAAAUUCUUGAACAGUCAGAUCUGGCAGGUGCCCUUCAAGCUUAUCACACAACCAUCCGUAUAUUGAAAGAAAAAGUUCAGGUAGAAGUUCCUCCAGAAAUAUUGAACAAUGUGGGGUCCUUGCACUACAGAUUGGGAAAUUUGGAAGAAUCUAAAAACAGCUUUGCUGAAUCCCUGGGCAGAUCAAGAGCUGAAGCUGAGCAAGAUCCACAAUAUUAUAACUCUAUAGCAGUGACCACGACUUACAACUUGGCAAGACUGCAUGAAGCUCUUUGUUCAUUUAACCAAGCUGAAAGGUUAUAUAAGGACAUUUUAAAAGAGCAUCCUAAUUACAUAGAUUGUUAUCUCAGACUUGGUUGUAUGGCAAGAGAUAAAGGUCAGAUUUAUGAAGCUUCUGAUUGGUUCAAAGAUGCUUUGCGUAUCAAUACUGAGCAUCCAGAUGCCUGGUCUCUAUUAGGAAACCUCCAUUUAGCCAAGAUGGAGUGGCAGCCUGGUCAAAAGAAAUUUGAGAGGAUUUUAAAUAACCCUGCUACUUCUACUGAUACCUAUUCUCACAUUGCCUUGGGAAAUGUUUGGCUCACAACUCUACACCAACCAACAAAGGAGAAAGAAAAAGAAAAGCGCCACCAGGAAAGAGCACUUCAAAUCUUCAAAAGUGUGUUGAGAAUAGAUCCUAGAAAUAUAUGGGCUACAAAUGGAAUCGGAGCUGUUCUUGCACACAAAGGCUGUACCAACGAAGCCCGUGAUAUUUUUGCGCAAGUUCGUGAAGCUACGGCAGACUUCUGUGAUGUUUGGCUCAACAUUGCGCACAUAUAUGUUGAGCAAAAGCAGUACAUUAGUGCUAUUCAGAUGUAUGAGAAUUGUCUCAGGAAAUUCUAUAAAUAUCACAAUGUAGAAGUUUUACAAUACCUAGCUCGUGCAUACUUCAAAGCAGGCAAACUGCGAGAAGCUCGCACAGUUCUGUUGAAAGCACGUCGUGUUGCCCCUCUCGACACUGUUGUCUUAUACAACAUAGCACUAGUACUCCAAAGGCUGGCUACUCAUAUUCUGAAAGAUGAGAAGUCAACCCUCAGUACAGUACUCCAAGCUGUGACUGAUCUUGGUCUUUCUUUGAAAUACUUUGAACACCUCUCUGUACAUGGUGAUCGCAUGCGGUAUGAUGUGAAUCUAGCUGGUGCAGAGGCUAGGCAAUGCCAAGAUCUUCUCUCUCAAGCACAAUAUCAUGUUGCUCGAGCACGAAGAGUGGAUGAAGAAGAAAAGAAAAUGAGAAAGAAACAGGAGGAAGAAAGAGCUGCUUUCAGACUGAAACAGAAGAAGGAAAUGAAACUCAUGGAGGAGCGCCGGCGUCAAGCUCAAGAAGAUUUAUUGCAGCGACGUGCUGAGUACAAGGAGAAGACCAAGAACGCACUCACAUUUGCUGAUUUCCCUCCAGAAAUGAAGCCCAAGAAAGGUCGCGGCCGCAGAACCACAGGGGAUGGAGAAAUUCUUUCAGAUUCUGGAUCUGAAGGAGAGGCUGGUCCUUCAGAGCCUAGAGAAAAGAAACCAAAGGAACGUAAGAAGAAGUCCCAGAGCGGAAGCAGACGGAGAAGGAAAGAGGAUGGAUCCGGUAGUGAUCGUCCUACAAAGAAGCGGUCAAGGAUAGUGGAGAAAGGAGCCCGGAAAAGCAGACCAAGUGAUGAGGGCAUGUCUAAGGCCCAGAAAAGUCGUAUUAUAUCUAAGGAGACAAUUUCAACAAGUGAAUCAGACUCAGAUUCAGGAAAGAGUGAAAAGCGUAAAUCUAAUAAGUCUGACAAAUCAGACAGAUCAGAUCGAUCAGAUCACUCCGACAAAUCAGACAAAUCAGACAAGUCUGACAAGUCUGACAAGUCUGACAACUCAGACAACUCUGACAGCGAAAGGGAAAAGUCAUCUGGUAAAGAAAAUGCAUCUGGAAAGGAAAACUCUUCCGGCAAGGAUAAUUCGUCAGGGAAUGAAAGUGACUAACUGCACAGAGUUAGAUCAAAAUCUGAAUCCUGACUCACACAUUGGAUUGUUCCAAAUAGAACCUAUCUUGUAUCAUACCAAUAUAAAAGUACUAGGAUGGCAAUUUUGCAUUGCGUGGCUUAUUUUCUUUUCAAACCUCUCUUAUUUGUUGUAUGAGAUACCAGUUUUAAACAGUUAGGGUUAUAAGUUGUCUAAUUUUCUAUUACAUGAAUUUCAAUCAUUGUAUGAAUCUUUCAUCCAACUCAGCAUGCAGCACUCAUCAUGAGUGUCUCAAACUAAUGUGUCUUAUCACCAAAAAAUUACCUGUAUUGUAAAGAAAAUUUUGUUAUCAUGUUAAUAAUCAAAUAAUCAGAGAGAAAAUGAGUGCCAUGCAUGCAGGCACUCAUUAAUUGUAUUUCUAUGUAAAUAAUUGUAUAAUAGAUUGUUUUUAAAUCUGACACCUCAAAUAA